GCUCGUAGCCAAGCGUUUUUAUCUACAAAACAAAACAGAAAAAGAGAAAAAUAAAAAAUAAAAAAGAAGAAGAAAAAGAGGAGAGUAGAAGAAAACAUAACAGCACAAGCAAUAAUUACCUGUUUAGGAUCGCGCGGUUAUGAGAUUAGGGUUUGCAUUUGUGAGAGAAGAAGAUGUGGCACGAAGCGAGAAGAUCGGAGAGAAAGGUACACGACAUGAUGGACGCGGCUCGUAAGAGAGCGCAGAGACGAGCUGUGUAUUUGGCUAAGAGAAGAGGCGAUCCUCAGCAAUCUAUUCAGGUCAUUGGCUCUAGAUGCCGUACCUACCGUGACGAUGGUCUCUACCAAGCCACAGAGGAUCAGCAAGGCCUGAUUCCCUGGAAUGGAAAACAGGAUGUUCUAAUUGACAGAUUCGAUGGUCGUGCCUUGCUUGAUUUUAUUCGAGAGGCUGGGUCUAGACGGUUUAGGGCACCUGAAAAAUCAGAAGAAGAAGAAGAACUAGAAGAGUUUGUUAAUUUUGAGCGAUAUCGGGAUUUAAUUAAGCAUCGACGUAGAGGAUUUACUGAUGAAGAAGGUUUGCAACAUGUAACUCAAGAAAUGGAAGCCAAGACCACUAUUCCGUUUGCUUCAGAUAGUACAUCUCAGCUGGCACAAGCUCCUUCCAGCAAGGGUUCAUAUUCACAAGUGGGGUUUUCUUAUGAUGGUGAUGGAAAAGAGGAAUCUCAAUUUUCUGAUGUUGAUGACAAUGAAGAAGACGAUGAAGAUGAGGAUGAUGAGGAUUUUAACAGUGAUGAUAGCAAUGAUGAGGGAAUGGACACAAUAGCAAAAGAUUUUGGAGUAAAAAGGUAUGGGUGGCUUGUUUAUAUGGAUAAAAAGGCGAAAGAGGAAGAGAAGAGGCAAAAGGAAAUGAUCAAAGGAGAUCCUGCAAUCAGGAAGCUGAGUCGCAAGGAAAGGAGGAAAGCUUCUCAGAUAGAACGGGAAAGAGAGAGAGAAGCUGCUCGAAUAACAGGAACUCGAGUGCUCCAUCAUGAUCCAUAUCGGGAACCCAGAAGAAGUCCAACUUAUGAAGCUUAUUCUCGUUCUAGGAGGUCUAGAUCAAGAUCGCGUUCAUACUCACCACAUUCAAGACGAUAUGGUCGUGGAGGGCGUUCUGAUGAAGUUCAUCAUAGCAAGCCAAGGACUCCUAAAAUAGAGUACAUCACUGAAUUUGGAGGCUCUGGUGACAGGGAUGAGCCGAAGCUUGAAGGAUAUUCUCCACCAUCAUCUCCUCCAUCUCAAGCUGAUAUGUUGAGCCGGCCAUCUUCUGGUCACAUACUUGAGGCAUUGCAUAUUGAUCCUGCAUCCGGUGUAUCCCUUGAUAAGGAGAAGAGCACCAAAGCUGUGAAACCAGCAGUAAGCACAUCAUCAGCUUUAGCAAAAUUAACCAAGGCAAGUUCUUCCCGAGGGCUAGGGCCUUUGAAGCAGCAGCCCGGGGCAAAAAAAGAAACUCCUCAAGAGAGACUUAAAAGGAUCAUGAGCAAACAGCUAAACAAACAAAUUAAAAAGGAUACUGCUGCUGAAAUGGCCAAGAAACGAGAACAGGAGCAUCAGAGGCUAGAGAAACUCGCAGAAACAAACAGAUUAAGUCGUUAUAGGCGCCGUAGUCGGAGCAGGAGCUAUAGUCGAUCUCCGCCCAGAAGAUACCGGCGCAGCAGAAGUCCAAGUAGAGGCAGUUCUAGAAGAUACCAUUCUCGUUCACGCUCUCGUUCUCGUUCCCAUUCUCGCACUCGAUCCCACUCUCAUUCACGUUCUCGCUCUUCUUCCCGCUCCCCAAGGCGGGUGAGAAGUCGCUCAAGGCACUCAUAGAUCUGCUGGCAUCAUGAAAUUUUUAUUUAUGUUUUGAAGCGUAAUAUUCUCUGACAGAAGUACUGAUGGCACUUUUAGCAGAAAAGUAUUUAUUGUGAUAUGGAAACUUUAUGAGCUUGCCUCUGUCAUCCUCCAUCUUUGGUUUUGCUUAAUAUCAUUUAUCGUGUAAAUUGUGCAAAAUGCAAUGGAAAAGUUCCAGAUCAUAUUAAGGACAUUGCAUUCUGCAAUUCUAGAAGUUCUAUGCUUGUAAUCACAUUGGUGCACUGAGUUCUGGGAUCAGACAGUCUGCUACUAAAUGAUACGUUAUCAUCUAAUCUGUGACAUGAUCAGUAACUUUUCAUUGUUCUGGGAUACUAACAUUCCUGGGCUGCUGUAAGUUUGAGUAGUGAAUUAGUGGUUGAAGCUUUUGUUA
Molecule: messenger RNA, 2256 nt
Organism: Jatropha curcas
Lineage: Eukaryota; Viridiplantae; Streptophyta; Magnoliopsida; Malpighiales; Euphorbiaceae
Product: CLK4-associating serine/arginine-rich protein
Source: RefSeq, a predicted model, not a curated record